GCGCAUUUUAACAAGUUCGCACGCAUAGGCAUCAUCAGUUGAACAAGAAGUCACAGCGUAACGCCACGGUAAACCAAGGACUUUCCCGCAUCCUUCACCAAAAUUCUGCCUGCAGUUUUUGCCACUUCCAAUGUGCAACCCCUACCCUAGUUAGUCUUCUAAACCCAGUAUAAAAGGGGAAAGAUUCAAUCUUGGCAUCCAAAUUCCAGAAAAACCACCAAGGAAGAGUUCAAGAAGAAGAAAAGAGAGAUGGGAAUGUUUGAUUUGGAAGAACAGUUUGCUUUCUAUGGAGCUUAUCACAGCAACCCUGUAAACAUAUUGUUCCACAUGAUGUUCGUAUGGCCAAUUGCCUUCACAGCUUUGCUUCUUUUAUAUUUCACGCCGCCGCUGUUCGGGGCCUCCCCGAUUGAGUUGUGGGAUCAGAGUUUCUUGGUCUUGAAUUAUGGGUUCUUGUUCACUGUGAUUUAUGCCUUGUAUUACGUGAGUCUGGAUAGGAAAGCUGGUUCUUUGGCUGCUCUGUUGUUCUUUAUGUGCUGGGUUGGGAGCAGCGCUCUUGGCCAUCGCCUUGGCUUUUCUUUGGGUUGGAAGGUUGCUCUGGCAUCUCAGUUACUAUGCUGGACUGGGCAGUUCAUAGGCCACGGUGUUUUCGAGAAACGGGCGCCUGCUCUUUUGGACAACCUUGCUCAAGCAUUCCUUAUGGCACCGUACUUCGUACUGCUCGAGCUUCUUCAGUCUGCCUUCGGGUACGAGCCGUACCCUGGGUUUCAUGCUAGCGUAAAAGCGAAAAUCGAUGCUGAAAUCAAAGCUUGGAAAGACAAGAAACAGAAGAAAAAUUCUUAGACUCGUUCACAAGCAUCCUACCCAACCGUUGCCACCUUGGUUUUCCUCGGUGUGUUACAUGCACAGAUGAGGAUAUAUAUGUAUGUAUUUAUGUAUGUAUGUAUACAUAUGCUUAUAUUUCCUCGGAUACUAUACUUACAAUAAAUAACGUAAUAAAUCAGACUACAUGGUUCGUCUGGUCUUGUCAAAGUUUCUCGUACCAUGAGUUCAUUUGUGUCAUCGCCAUGCAUUGUCCCAGCUUCUGAUAUUAAGUCCUCUGUGACUAAGGUUCUUAA
Sesamum indicum (sesame) is the source of this 1115-nucleotide messenger RNA. Its product is annotated as ER membrane protein, putative (DUF962). Gene Ontology annotation, cellular component: endoplasmic reticulum. Gene Ontology annotation, biological process: sphingoid catabolic process. Lineage: Eukaryota; Viridiplantae; Streptophyta; Magnoliopsida; Lamiales; Pedaliaceae. The record is from RefSeq and is a predicted model, not a curated record.